Molecule: messenger RNA, 4739 nt
Organism: Camponotus floridanus (Florida carpenter ant)
Lineage: Eukaryota; Metazoa; Arthropoda; Insecta; Hymenoptera; Formicidae
Gene: milt
Product: trafficking kinesin-binding protein milt
Exons: 8
Coding region: 1376-4465 (1029 amino acids)
Source: RefSeq, a predicted model, not a curated record
UCAGUCACGCUCGUGCAGCCGCGACGCUUGCCUCGUGCGUUUGGCGCGCUCGCGUCGUCGACACGUUCACGUCCGAUUUUUCGCCGGUGAGGUUAAGUGCGCGAGGCGACCACGUUCCCCGGAUUACUUGCGCCGAGAGACGCUUGACGCAGCGACGAGAGCACUCGUCGGUCCAUAGUUGCGUCGAGCAUGCGCGACAGAAGCCGUUCUCUGGUAGUCGCCGCCCGUAUCCGGAUUCUGCAAGAUCCUCCGAGAGUCCCGCUCAUCCGCGCGUAACGGAGGGAGGUUCCUUCGAGGCGCGAGAUGCGUCACGACUCGAUCGCGUUAUCGCGUUAUCAUCUACGCUCGAGCAUCGUUAUCGUUGACCUACCCUCGGCGGACGAGCGGAAGCUGAGUCGUCGAGAAUCCCGAGGCCCGGCUCGAGCUCGACGAUCCGGUGCGUUGCCUAGGUUAAGUCGCUCUCCGGGAGAAGGAAAUUGGCCGCGAACGGAUCUCGAAUCCGCUCCUUUCCAUCGUCGUAGGUACACGUGCCUCCAAGAAUUGUCACUUUCAUCGGGAGCUUCGUGCCACGUGCUCGUGAUUUUUCGAGAGAAUGAAAUGUGAAGGAGUGCCACGAGGUGUGGUGACGAAGAAUUGGAGUAACGAUCGUUUACGAGCGAGCAUCGAAAAAUUAUCGCCGAGAGCGACUGGUGAAAGUCUCGCACUCCUUUUUCAUUCGUCCAAAUUUUAUUCAUUAUAAUCCCAUCGGCGAAGAGGGGAAAGGGUUGAUCAUUGCAUCAUUUCCUGAUUCGCGAUCGAGUCAAGCAACUACCGUCCAUCAGCGAUAAAAGUGUAAAAAGUGCAACGACAUGGACUAGUUUAAUGAGGAAAAUGCAACGUGACGUACAUGUACAGGUUUAUAUGUGUAUGGACUUCAAAGACUGGAUAAAUCUAUAUGUGCUAUAGCAAAAUUAUGUUGACUUCUUGUUUUUUCCAAUAAGAGACUAGUAUACAUGUGAAAUGUUUGCAGAAAAAUACGAUAAUAAUCGAACAAGCGUAAGAUAAAAGAAUGUAUCAUCGUACGAGAAGAGACAUCGAAUUAUAAACUUCGAUAAUCUUAUGGAAAAAAAUCAAGCUUUGGACAAAAGUGAAAUAUGUCUUUUUUUAAAUUAGAAAACCAGAUUCAUAUAAAAAAUUAAAACAAUGGAUAUCUCCGCGUUUUCUUUUGGAUAUUUACUGAUACAUUUGAUUUGCUGACAACAAUACUGGACCAACAGAACAAGAUCAAGAUAGCGAGAAAACGAUUUUCGCAAGACAAAACUUUGAACUUGCUAUUCGAAGGAGCUUUUAGUCUCCCAAAAUCUCGAUCGUUCAUGGACAGGAUCAUGUGAAGGUCAUGAACAGCUCGACCCCCCUUCGUGCAAACAGCGACGCAUCUCCGAGCCCUCUGCAUUCGCCUUUUGAUCAGCAUGAGGCUACCCCGUCAACCUCGAGAGGGAGAAGUAUCGGUUCCAUCAUCACCCUCGGCGAAUCAACCUUCGAUAGUCUCGCAUUGGACGUUUCCUACGCUGGUCUCGACGUAUCCGGAAGUGAUCUUGUUGAUUCUGGCAGUCAACGAACGCGACUGAAAGAUUCCUCGCGAGAGAAUGCGUCGGAUUCGCCGCAAUUUUGGGAAGAUAUUGGAGUGGUCGACUAUCUCGACAGGAAGCUGGGUCGUCCCGACGACAGCACCCCGGAAGAACGCGUCGAGACGCUCCGGGAGAUCCUCGCCGAGAGGACGGACAUUCACGAAGGCGAUGGCAAUCUCUCGGAUUUCCUCUUCCACGUCGCGCGGACUAAACACGGCAAGAUCUACAUAAGAGUUAUCCGGACCUUGCUGUUGAACAGAGUCUUAUGCAGCAACCGGGUGAGCCAAAUGACCAAGACCUAUAAUGACAUAGAGGCAGUUACAAGGCUUCUAGAGGAGAAAGAAAAAGACUUGGAACUGACAGCACGUAUCGGCAAGGAAUUGCUAGCACACAAUCAGAAACUCGAGAGUACAGUGAAUGCGUUAGAAGCUGAACUCAAAGAAGCUAACGAGAAAAUCACUCAGUUGAAUCAUGAGGUAUUGAAGAAGACCGAGCUGAUACAGAUACUAACGAAUGAUGUGGAUGAAUCUAGUUCGGAGGCCGGGACUCCCACCGGUCUCCGUGGAAUUAAUUUGGAGAUGCUGCAGAGGAAGGUUGGCUCUCUGGAAGAAGAAAAUAAGCAGUUACGCAACGAAUUCGCCAAACUGGUGCAUGAUACCGACAAUUCCGAGAAAAAGGAGGCACGCCUUGUAGAAGACAUUGCAGCGCAAUUAACAAGUGCCAAUAUGGAGUUAGAUGGCAUAGCGGAGGAACUUGGUCGCCAAAAGGAGGAGAAUCGAUUGCAGCACGAGCAAAUAGUCAGUCUCACUGCAAAAUUAGCUGAGACGGAGCUUAGGCUUGCUCAGCUUACGGCGGAGCACGAUGAGGUGGGAACGACUCUAGUCAUUACUAGGGAUAAUCAAAAUACACUUGCUAAUGAACUAGCCGAAUUCAAGGAGCGAUACGCGGAGGUUGUAAACCUUCUGGCUGAAACUCAAGAACAAUUACGAAAACAGAGGAAACGCGGAAUGCCGACUGUACGCGGUGGAUCGCUGUUUCCGUCGAUGGGCGCAGCACCUCAACCGGAUUCUAUCGCUUCGGAAUUGGAAUCGUCUCUAUAUUCGGAAUUGAGUCUUGAUUCUGGAAUUAGUACGGGCGACAGGAUAUCAACUUACAAAAAGGUAUUCGAAACCGUUCGUACUGCAUCCCGAGCGUCGUAUGCGGGUAUGGAUCCGAAUCAAUUCCCUAGGUUAGGCUCUAUGACAACGUCGACGUUAUCUAGUAGCUCUGCCGGUCCGCGAAUGAGUUGUGGACAAAUACGGCCGCAGGCGUCUACAUUUCCUAGCUUGGAUUCCACCGGUCACAGUGAGAGCGAAGGCUCUUUACUUGCCGAAUCGGAAGAUUAUCCGGGACCACAACGAACGGGUGUUCCUGGUGCUCCUGGUGCAGCUGAUCUGGAAGCCGCCUUGCGGCGUCUGACGCCGGCUGAGGUAUUGGCCAGACGUGCUUGUCUUAGUACAGGCGCAGGUUACAAUUUUGAUUAUGAUGGUGGCAUGUUACAUUCCCCGUCAACCUUCUUGCCAUUCGACUGUCGCACUCCCGACAGUAUUAUGUCGACCGGCAGUAGCGGUAAUCUAAGCGGUUUUAGUGGUAACGCUUGGCGUAUCCCACAGAAACUGCAGAUAGUUAAACCGAUGGAAGGUUCUCAAACAUUGCAUCAUUGGUCGCGAUUAGCGACGCCGACGCUGGGUGGAUUAUUGGAGGACAGACCAGGUGUGAAGACCAGAGGUGGUCGCGCUCUCGAGGAUCUUGGUCUUGUUACAUUUACUUUAAGCGAUCUGGAAGAGGACGAGGAAUACACAAAUCCCGGUAAACCUUUCCAAGAUACCGGUUCUGUUUACACAUUUACUAACAGCACUGUAAUGCAUCCGGACGAUCAUACCACUAGCAGCGUGACACCGAGCAUCGUCGGCAGCCGUGUCGCUACUGCACCCAACAGCGGCAUGAAUUCCGGAAUGAGUACUCCUCGCACUCACAGUCGCCGUAAUUCAACGUCAACCUUCUCUACCACCCUUGGACUAGCCAAAAUGUUGAACGAGAGAGGAAUCAAAGCCGUUACGCCUUCGUGCGUAGCUACACCUACUGACGAGCGAAAUUUCUCGCCGACUGCCACACCGUGCAAUAGCCCGGAUGCGAGUCUGUCACCUACGAGAUCGUCGUCGCCGCCGCCAUCAUCGGAAAGCGGUUCUCUGACAUUAGGAUUGCUCAGCAGCGGCGCAGAAUUAUUGAGACGUACUUUCAGUUACGAGGUACCAGCAGCGCAGUCUAAGUCUAAGAAAAGAAAGUCAACGAUUACGCGCUCCGAUAAGAAGGCUCUCACGGGAAUACGUCUGGUCGAGAAAUUGGAAAGGAUCGGAAUUGAUACGAUUAUGGCUACCACAGUUAGCUCGUCGAUCUCGCCGCUAGCUCUACAAGGUGCUUUAUAUACACGUCGCUCGACUGGAAGUCCAAUGGCACAAUUGACUUUCCUCAAAACUUCCAUGUCCUCCAGUACCAGCCAAGAGAAGCUAAUAUCUCCCUCAUCUUCAACAUCCUCCGCCAGUGAUGAGUCUCCGUUGGGCAAACCGCCAUUGCCGGGCAAACGGGACAACAGCAAGGAGUUCGAAUCUAGCGUGUCCGGUUCCAAUUUGGCAUUUAACUCAAGAGCAGCGGGUCAAUCGCCGGAUCGACAUCGACGAUCAGGUGCUAAAGCGACGAGACCUGAUCUGGGACGAGUUAAGCCGCCAGUAUCAACGCCCGUUACUAAAGAAUCUACCAAACAGUCGGCAUUAGGAGCUAUAAGCUCGCUUCUUUUUGGUCGUAAGGGCGGCUUACUAUGAAUAUUUUAUAGAAUCUGUAAAAAUGAAUUGAUUAAUUAUACCGGAUUAAUUUUUAACAAAAAUUUGCAAAAAAAUGUAUGUUUUUUUAUUACAUUUUAUUGAAUGCGUGAUAUGCGCCUGUUGUCAGUAUUGUUGAUCAUCUGCAUUUUGACUUAUUUGCUGAUUCGUAUAACACAAUUUUCUUAAAUCCAUCAUUAUAAAGAAUGUUAAUGAUGAUGAAUGCGAUAACUUCAAUAAUUUUUCAUUCAAUCAGGUUACUUGUAUAAUAAACAUA